Lottia gigantea (owl limpet) is the source of this 393-nucleotide messenger RNA. RefSeq lists its product as hypothetical. Gene Ontology annotation, cellular component: mitochondrial large ribosomal subunit. The coding region runs from base 1 to 393 and encodes 130 amino acids. The transcript has 6 exons. Lineage: Eukaryota; Metazoa; Mollusca; Gastropoda; Lottiidae. The record is from RefSeq and is a predicted model, not a curated record.
AUGGGUUAUUUGUACAAUGUCAGUUCUGUUUUAUCAUCAAAUUCAUCGUUAACUAAUUAUUCAGAUGAUAGUUCUUCCAAAAGUAAGAAAAAGCCAGUGACUCAUUCCUGUUUGUCACCUGAUAAAAGUGCCAUUUUAUGUUGGCAUCCUGAACAAGAAUUUCCUUAUGAACAUACACGGCCAGUCCCGAGAAAUCCGAUUGAAUUAGCACAGGGAGAAACAGUAUUAAAGAUUCAGUAUGUCAGAGAUGCUCAGAUGAUCAACAAACGACCUGAAGGACCUAAUGAUGUAGAAUUGGCCAAUAUUUUAUAUGAGACUAAACAUAGGUUUUUCCCUAAACCAGGUAAGAAGUAUCGUAAAGUCAACCCACCAAAAGAUAGAGAUAGUUUAUAG